AUGACUUUUAAACCUGUUACUCAUGUGUUAUUUGAUAUGGAUGGGUUGAUAUUAAACACUGAAGAUCUUUACACAAUGGGUUUUCAAGAAAUUGCUUCGCGGUAUGGAAAACUUUUUACGUUUGAACUAAAAUGCCAAAUAAUGGGUCAACAAAGUAAAGAAUUAGCAAAAUCAAUAAUCGAGGCGCUGGAAUUACCCAUGUCCGUAGAUGAAUUUCUAGUUGAGACGCGAAAAAUUUUUAACGAUUUAUUUCCACUAUGUUCAGUAUUGCCAGGAGUCGAGAGAUUAAUUAGGCACUUAAGCAAAUGUAAUAUUCCAUUAGGUUUGGCUACAAGUAGUAGUCAUGAAACAUAUGAAUUGAAAACUAAGAACCACAAAGAUCUGUUUGAUUUAUUUACUUAUAAAACAUUGGGAUCUUCAGACCCGGAUGUGAAAAGAGGAAAACCACAUCCAGAUAUAUUUUACACGGCUGCUGCUAAGUUUCUCGAGAAACCUAAACCUCAACAAUGUCUGGUCUUUGAAGAUUCAUUAAAUGGGGUACAGGCUGCUACUGCAGCUGGCAUGCAAGUUGUAUUAAUACCAGAUUCUCGCCUAGACUAUUCAUUGGCUUCUGACGCUACACUGAUCAUUGAAUCAAUGGAGCAUUUUAAACCAGAAUUGUUUGGUCUCCCACCAAUACAAGAGUAG
Molecule: messenger RNA, 687 nt
Organism: Pieris macdunnoughi
Lineage: Eukaryota; Metazoa; Arthropoda; Insecta; Lepidoptera; Pieridae
Source: the annotation of a GenBank genome assembly